This is a messenger RNA of Lindgomyces ingoldianus, 1173 nucleotides long. Its product is annotated as putative isomerase YbhE. The transcript has 2 exons. Gene Ontology annotation, molecular function: 6-phosphogluconolactonase activity; protein binding. The record is from RefSeq and is a predicted model, not a curated record. Lineage: Eukaryota; Fungi; Ascomycota; Dothideomycetes; Pleosporales; Lindgomycetaceae. The annotation marks the transcript as partial.
CUUCUAACAGGACUAUCUCUCCUUUCCGAGACCGUCGCCGUGAAACUGCUCGCUUCCCAUUUCUCUGGACAAAUAUAUACCCUCGAUCUGUCCUUUUCCAAUGCCACUAGCGGUGCCUUAACGAUUACUUCAAAGGCCACAGGCUGUGGUGUCACCCCUACUUGGCUGUAUCUCGACGAGAGCACUCGUAUCGUUUAUUGUUUCGACGAGAGCUGGCAAGGCAGCGGUGUCAUCACCCAAUACUCGCUCAACUCAAAAAAUGCGAGCGUUAGCGCCUUGUCUCUGACUGGGUCUGCGCCGACACCUGGAAACAGUGUCCAUGGUUCGCUCUACGGAGGACCAGAUGGAAAGAGCUUCGUGAUUACUUCUGAAUACUCCCCAUCCACUCUCACAGCGUACAAACUACCUAUAACUUCUACCACUAAGCCAAUCCAGCUACUGGAAUUUAAGAUGGACCGUCCAGGGCCAAGGCCAGACCGCCAAGAUAAACCCCAUCCACAUUCUGCAUUUACCGACCCGACGGGGGCAUUCAUGAUUGUUCCAGAUCUGGGUGCGGAUCUCACGCGCAUCUUCAAAAUCAACAAGGACACGGGGAUAUUGACGGCGUGCCCAGCCAUCUCCUCACUCCCUGGCGACGGUCCGCGUCACGGCCUUUUCAACAAAGUUGGGUCUGUCCUGAAGUACUACAGUCUCAAUGAGGUCAGCAGCUCCAUGGGCGUGUACGAUGUCGUGUACCCAAGCAACGGUGCAGACUGCCUUUCGCUCGUCUUAGUCCAGACUAUAUCCAACUACGGGCCAAGCGUUCCCCUCGGCAGCGUCACUGUCAAGUCCGCUGAGAUCCGCAUUGCAGGCAACUAUUUGUACGCGUCAAACCGCAACGAUACGUCGUUCGGUUCAGAGAAGGACUCUCUGGCCACCUUCAAGAUUGAGCCGUCUGGCUCCCUCACCUUCAUCGAGCUAGCAAACUCGUACAGUUACUACCCGCGUUCGUUCUCCAUCAACAAGGCCGGCACGUAUGUGGCUAUUGGCGGUCAGACAACGGCGAACGUUGCCAUUGUCGCUAGGGACACGGUCACUGGCAAGUUGGGCAAGUUGGUUGCUAAUCUUGUCAUUCCUCCAAGGGGAACCUAUGGUGGCGAAGAUGGCUUGAGCUCUGUGAUUUGGGAUGAAUAA